AGGCAGAAGAGUAGGGAACAGGGGUAAGAGCAAAAAUAUGUGAAGCCGGCACGAAUGAAAUCACAGAGAGGAGAACAAGGAGGUACCUUAUGCCUCGGCCAAGUGAAGUAUUUAGCAGAUCCCUAAGCAAGGAGCGCUGUUAUAUAACUGUUCCACUAGCACCUGGAUGAGCUGGUCCUCAGGACGCCACCGUAUAACGCAUUAUAUUGACAGCGACUAAACAGCGACAUGGUUGGGGCGCGGCUCACUAUUUUUCUCUUUAUCGCCAUACUGCUUUCAGAUCAGAUCAAUGGACAAGCUUCUAAACUCAAGAACAAAAAGGAUCGCAGAUCAAAGGAUAAAGAAAAAGAUGGAGAUUUGAAGACGCAGAUUGACAAGCUAUGGCGUGAGGUGAACUCCUUGAAAGAAAUGCAAGCCUUACAAACAGUCUGCCUGCGGGGGACCAAAAUCCAUAAAAAAUGCUACCUAGCGUUUGAAGAAACAAAACACUUUCAUGAGGCCAAUGAGGACUGCAUUGCGAAAGGCGGAACCUUGGCGAUUCCCAGACAUGCAGAUGAGAACAAUGCCCUCCGUGAUUAUGGGAAGAAGAGUCUGCCCGGUGCUGGUGAUUUUUGGUUGGGCGUCAACGACAUGGUGGCUGAGGGAAAGUUUGUGGACGUCAAUGGAAUUGCUAUUACAUAUUUUAAUUGGGAGCGCUCACCGAAUGGAGGCAAGCGCAAAAACUGUGCAAUCUUUACCCAGGCUUCACAAGGAAAAUGGGUGGAUGAAGUGUGUCGUACCUUAAAGAAAUACGUCUGUGAAUUUAUUAUUCCAUAGAGCACGGUUCUGGUAAUGUGUUACUGAUGGCCUGUGAACACAUACUUUGAUCUGAUCCCUCUCUUAAAUUAUGUUUUCCCACCCUCACAUAAAUUUCAUUUCUUGUGUACCCUCCUGCAAGUUUAACUGAAUAGGUUUUACCCUCUGUAUUUUUCAGCUACGUUUCACAUCCUCAGGUAAUCUAAUGCUAUUUAUUUAUUUCCAUUGUUUCCUGGGAUAUGACACACAUCUGCUUUCUAUGUACAAAUGUAUCUGAUUCAGAAUAAAAAAAAGCAGUGCUGUAUUCAUACGCAAUUCAAAUAAACACAUUUGCCUGAUUA
This is a messenger RNA of Pseudophryne corroboree (corroboree frog), 1136 nucleotides long. It is a transcript of the gene CLEC3A, whose product is annotated as C-type lectin domain family 3 member A. Lineage: Eukaryota; Metazoa; Chordata; Amphibia; Anura; Myobatrachidae. The record is from RefSeq and is a predicted model, not a curated record. The transcript is spliced from 3 exons. Gene Ontology annotation, biological process: ossification. The coding region runs from base 229 to 816 and encodes 195 amino acids.